This is a messenger RNA of Arabidopsis thaliana (thale cress), 668 nucleotides long. RefSeq names its product winged-helix DNA-binding transcription factor family protein. Gene Ontology annotation, molecular function: DNA-binding transcription factor activity; sequence-specific DNA binding. The coding region runs from base 70 to 465 and encodes 131 amino acids. The transcript has 2 exons. Lineage: Eukaryota; Viridiplantae; Streptophyta; Magnoliopsida; Brassicales; Brassicaceae. The record is from RefSeq and is marked reviewed. Gene Ontology annotation, biological process: regulation of DNA-templated transcription.
UAGGGAUCUGGGACUGGUGUAUCUCUCUCACCAUCUUCUGUUCUAGGUUGCAAGUGUUAUUCUUAAGAGAUGGGUCAAAAUUUCCCAAAUGGAUUGGGUACAUUCUACAUCGGAAUUUAUAAACUUGUGGAAGAUCCUUCGUCGGAUCCAAUAAUCUCGUGGAGCAAAAGCAACAAUGGUUUCGUCAUGUGUAAUGAGGAAGCGCGAAUCCGCAGUAAGAUACUCUUGAGAUUCAAUUGCGGCAAACUCUCAGAGUUUCUCUCCGAGCUCAAGUAUUACGGCUUUACAAGAGUUAAGAAGACGGACUCUGGGAAAAUGGAAUUUAGAAAUGAAGAUUUCGUUAGAGGCCAACCUGAGCGUUUAAGGGACAUGAUGCUCAAAGCUUGUAGGAAGCACAGAGCCAAAUUCAAAGCCAAAGAAGCUGCCAAAGAAGCAGCCAAAGAAUUACAACGUUUACAGAUUUGAUCAGAAUCAUCAUCCUCCUACUUACUACUACUACUACUAGUGCUCCUCUUUCAUGGGUUAAUUAAAGUUGCUUUCUUUCUUGUAUUAUAACAACAACACUUUAGUUAGUGGCGAUGAAAUUUGGGGUUUUUCAGAAACAAUGUAUUUGUGACCUCUAGUGUCUAUCUGUUUAUUCAUCAACCUUGCCACUUACUAAAGAUUUC